AUGGAAAGUGAAUUUCUUAGCAAGGUGGAAGAUAAUGCGGUUAUCCGAAUAUGGUCAGAAAAGUCGCAACUCAAGAAAGGUGAUAGUCUGACAAUGGGGUUUGCAGCAGAGUUAUGGGAUUACACCAGCAUCAAUGUGACUCAGAACAAUCUUCAGGAGUUGAAAGAAAUUUGGGCUCAAUGGGAGGAUGAAGUCAAACAAUUGUUUUACUAUAAUUAUGGUGAUUUACCCUACUUGCUUGACAUCAAUGGAGAUGAACAUUUAUUUCGAGCUUUGGCCCAAUUUUGGAAUUCCGCUUAUAGCUGCUUCACAUUUGGGGAGGUAGACAUGGUGCCUACUGUGGAGGAGUAUACAACUUUACUUCGUUGUCCAAGAAUCCAAGUGGAUAAAGUUUAUUCUAGAACUGUUAAUGUUUCGACUUUUACAAAGAAGUUAACGAGAAUUACAAGAAUAAGUGAGCAAUGGGUCACCGCACGAAUCAAACAAAAGGGAGAAAAUAGAUGUAUCCCUUGGAAAAGUUUGCGAGAUCAGAUUUUGGCACACCCGGAUACGAAGAAAAAGGUUGAUGUUUUUGCUUUGAGUAUGUAUGGGCUGGUUAUUUUUCCUAAAGUGUUGGGGCAUAUAGACGAAGCUGUUACAGAUUUGUCUGAUCAACUUGAUAGGAGGGUCACAUCCGUUCCAGCAAUUUUGGCAGAAACGUUUAGGUCUUUAAGUGCAUGUCGAAGAACGGGGGAGGGAAGAUUCGUUGGUUGUGCACAACUCCUGUUGGUUUGGUUUCACAGCCACUUCUGGAAGGUGGAUAAGAUUUCUUAUCAAGUUUUCUCAGAAAAUUACUCGUCUUUGAAGGAAUUAGCAGCAACACCAAGACGUAAUGACAUCACGGAGGAAAAGUGGAUGACGAUCCUUCAUAAUCUACGAGACGAAUAUGUUGAAUGGAGAGCUUCUUGGAUGGUGCCCGACGAGAUUUUGUACCGAUGUGGGGACUUUGACUGGGUCCCUUUGCUUGGAAUUUGGGGAGCUGUCGGAUAUGCCCCUUUGCUCGUGUUAAGACAAUAUAAGUCAAAGUAG
Gossypium raimondii (Peruvian cotton) is the source of this 1068-nucleotide messenger RNA. RefSeq lists its product as uncharacterized. The record is from RefSeq and is a predicted model, not a curated record. Lineage: Eukaryota; Viridiplantae; Streptophyta; Magnoliopsida; Malvales; Malvaceae. The transcript has a single exon. The coding region runs from base 1 to 1068 and encodes 355 amino acids.